AUGGACCAGUUGAACAUCCCCAUCGUGGCGUUUCCGCCGUUCAAGCUGCGAUCGAGUCUGAUCGACAAGGAUCCCGUCAUAUGGCAGCAUUUAUUGGAGUCGUAUAUCGAGUUGUUUCGCAAGUUGAUUAUCAUUUCCACUACAAAAGGUGUCAAACUGUCUACCAAGAGUCAACAGCAGCUCACAACGUUUAUGAAGGUUUAUUUGGCGGAAACGAGCGAGGAAUCUACCAAGAUCUUUUCUUUGGGUGCAAUCAACCCGGAAAUUGUGAAAAACCAAAAGACUCUCAAGUUGAUAGUAUUUCAGUUCAUCAAGACGUACAACCUGGUGAACCUGAAACUGAGCGGCGAUUCGGUCUGGGACUUUUGCAAAGUGUAUUUGCGAUUGGCGUACGAGAACUCCAACGUGAAUCAAUCGGUGAUCAACGUCAGUUUGGUGCGGAGCCUGGUCCAAGGAACAGUCAAGUCUCGACUGAACUCCAAGUCCGACGACGUUUCGUUGAUAAAGUCGCUGCAGGACUAUUUAAAACUGCGUGUUGGAAACGCCAAGUUCAAUAGAAUCGACCUGGAAACGCUGAGUAUGCUGCUGGGCCAGAAGAUCCGCAGAUCCGGUAGCAACAAGCAGCGAGUGUUUGCCGGCAAAGCACAGCAGGACAAUUUCAGCGAACGGUUUGUGAACGUUUACUGGGUCGAGCUUAUUGAGGAGCUGUACAACAAGGGCGAUUCUCUGCACUCGCAGCAAUGUUUCGAGAUCCUGCUUGUAUCGCUGGUCAGUUUGACAACUGCCAAGGUUGUUCGGCUAGUUAACGACCUGAAAGUUGGUUCGCGGGCAGCGUUUGUGAAGCAAUACCCGCUGACCUCGCGGAUAGUGCUGUCGUCACGGUUCCAGGACAUGAACCCGGAUCUGCGCAAGGAGCUGUUCAAACAGAAGGACAAUUUUGACCAGCACAAGAUCCAGAGCCUGUUGGACGUGUUUCCGCAGCUGACCGAGGGCCAAUGCAAAACACUUUUGAAGAAGUACCACACUGUUGAGCAGGCGAUGAAUAAAGUCCUUGAAGGCGAGGUGGUAGAAGAGUAUAAGGACAAGUCUGCCCGGAAGCCACAGGCGCAAAAGGACGUUCAGUUCGGGAAGAAACAGUUUUCCAUGAAGAUGGACACCGCCACAGAGCAGCGGUUCAAGAAGAAGACUCUGGAGAAUGCAUUGAGACUCUUGUACGAGUCUGACGAGGACGAGCCGGACGACACGUACGACGACCAGGAGCUCACCAAGGGAGCGAAAAGCUCCGAGAAAAACGAGGACUACGAGGAAGACGAGGAGUUCCCGGAGAGCACGAACGGUAAUCGCGAGAAGGACGACUCGAUGGAGACGUUGGAGCUGAAACUGUUGCAGAUCUUUAAGAGCAACCCUGAGGUUUUUGACCGGAGCUCCAGAUACUCAAACUAUAGAGGACAGCUGAAGAAAGAGACGGGCUGGACCGACGAGCAACUCGAAGGCUGGGCGCGGAUGCUCGAGCGCCAGCCGCGCCGGUUCAAGCUGUUGGAGGAGAAGCUACUGGACACUGGUGGCUCAUUAAACGGAACGCUUUCUCGAACCAAGUAUCAACAGCCUAAGGAACCAGAUACCCCGGACUCGUCGCGGUCGUCAUCACGUCCCCGCCAUGGCCACUCGGGCGGCCGCAACAACCGCAAGACGGGCCACGACCGCAAAAUGGCCAAACAAUUCAACUAA
Messenger RNA from Ogataea philodendri, 1728 nucleotides. RefSeq lists its product as uncharacterized. The record is from RefSeq and is a predicted model, not a curated record. The transcript has a single exon. Gene Ontology annotation, molecular function: ubiquitin binding. The coding region runs from base 1 to 1728 and encodes 575 amino acids. NCBI's taxonomy places the organism in Eukaryota, Fungi, Ascomycota, Pichiomycetes, Pichiales, Pichiaceae.